GAACUGAAAUCAAAACAAGUCCUCAGUGUGUUACACAACUUCUUUUAAAAGGGUGUUAGGCUGCCCCACCCUAGUACACUUCCACCUCAACACUAGCACCAUACUAAUUUGGCAUCAACAUUAAUCUAAAGUCCCAUGUUAAUGAAAACCCUCUGAAUACUAAACAUUUAACUGUUUCAGCAGCUGCAAGUUGCUGAUCUUAAAUAUUGUGGUCGUCACAUCAUGCAAUAAGAGUACAAUACUGAAAGUUCUCUCAUACCGUCUUAAGCAACUGCACAACUUUCACUUCCUCCUGUACCUCGACACCACCACCAUGUGUGCAGCCACUGAGUGCAUGGAAAUCAGCUGUUGUGUACCUGCAUGGUUCCAGCUUUCAUUUGCAUCCUGUGCAUAUACGCACCACACUCAGCUACACCAUUAAAAUUUAACAACAGCUCACAGGCAUAUAGCCACGUCUCAGAGCUCCUCAAAGGAAACACACAUCAUUACAGAUCAACAGCAACCGCACAUGUGCUCACCCCCUUCCCCUUUUUCUAAUCUGCAUGUUUGACUCAAUCUGGAGAAAUGUGGAACAUAGAAGAUAGAUGUGAAACAGCACGCAGUAAUUGCAGUAUAGCCGGGGUCUCUUGAAAGAAUGGGAAAUACCAAUAGGGCUGUAAUGAACCAUUCCCAUCUAUUCAUCACACCCACAGAUACUGGCAGCAGCUCGGAAAGAAAAAAGAAGAUGUGGGGGAGAUUCUGUUCAUUAACCUACAAGUUCAACCUGUCGGGAAGUUCAGUCUUAAACCUCAAAGAAGAAGAAGAAGAGAUGUCAUCCACCUGGCUUGCACCAAGAGAAGAGCUCUUCUGUCCUGUCUGCCAGGACAUCUUUAAAGACCCUGUUCUCCUCCGUUGCAGCCACAGCUUCUGCAAAGUCUGCGUGCAGACAUGGUGGAGAACCCAGCAACGACGUGAGUGUCCAGUCUGCAGAGUGUCUUCCACUAAGGUGCUACCAAGUAACCGAGUGUUGAAGAACCUGUGCGAGGCGUUUCAGCUGGAGGUGGACUCAGGUGUCUACUGCAGCCUCCACAACGAGAGGCUGAAGCUGUUCUGCAGAGACCACCAGACCCCCAUCUGUGUAGUCUGCAAAGAGUCCAACCUGCACAGAAACCACUGCUUCACCCCUUCAGACGAGGCUGCACAGACUCACAGAGAUGAUCUCCAGGAGUACGUGAGUUCUUUACAAGAGAAAGUGAAACUCUUCAGUGAAGUGAAAGUAAACUGCGAGAAAACACAUGAAGAAAUCAAGAAACAAGCUCUGGACACAGAGAUGAAGAUAACAGAGGAGUUUGAGGUGCUUCAGCAGUUUCUGCUCAGAGAGAAAGAGGUCAGGAUUGCAGCAUUAAAGGAAGAAGAAGAGUAUAAGAGGGAGAUGAUGAAGGACAAGAUUGCACUUUUGACUGGUGAGGUAAACACCUUGGAAAGUACCAUAAACACCAUAGAGGGAGGGAUGAGAGAAAAUGACACAUCCUUUCUUUUUAAAGUGAAAGCUUUAAGGAGCGCAGCUCAGCGUCCCCUGCCUGAGGACCCAGAGCCGGUCACAGGGGCCCUGAUCCACGUUGCCAAAUACCUGGGAAACAUGAGCUUCAAUGUGUGGUGCAAAAUGAAAGAGAUAGUGUCAUACACGCCUGUGAUCCUGAACCCCAACACCACCCAUCCAGAGCUCCACCUGUCUGAAGGGUUAACCAGUGUGAGAUAUGGACCAGAACAGACUGUCGCUCCAACCCCGGAGAGGAUGGAGCAACACCGCAGUGUGAUGGGAGUUGAGGGCUUCGUGUCUGGGAGUCACAGCUGGGACGUGGAGGUCGGGGAUAACCGUGUGUGGGCUCUGGGUGUGAUGGCACCGGACGCUCAGAGGAUGGGAAACGUGCUGUCUGGGUUAUGGAUGGUGAGGUCCUGUAAUGGUAAACUCACAGCGUUCUCCCCAUCGUGCCCGGUGUCUGUGCUGAAGGGCCGGCUGAAGGGCCGGCUCCUGAGGGUCAGAGUGCACCUGGACUGGGACAGAGGGAGGCUAUCCUUCCUGGAUCUAGAUACGAACACAGUCGUACACACCUUCACACACACAUUCACCGACAGGCUGGUUCCGUACUUCAACACCUGGAGCGACGUCCCACUGAAGAUACUCCCUUUGAAUCUCUCUGUGACAACAACGCAGGAGCUGGAGGAUUACGAGAUCAAAACGAUCUGGUGAUGGAGAGAGCGGUGUCGGUUGUCAUAACCUUCCAUUACUCACAGACUAAUUGACAGAUACAGGUGUCUGCUAACAAUUUAUCACGUUCUUUGGAGCCAAACCCAAACAUGAAAAGGCACAAUUUCGUUAAAUGUACAAGGAGUGCAUUUUCCCCAAAUUCUGCCUCCCCAGGACAGUUGGGACACCUUGUUCUGGGUUAAAAUGAUCAUUUAAAUUGAAUAAAUUACAGUCUGAUUUUGAACAUCUUAUAUUUACAGUGUCACCUGUCCACACAUUUCUUUGUGAAAAUAGGAAACAUUUGUAAAAAUGACUAUUUUCAUAAGUUGGUGAUGGGGAGAGCGGAAUCAGUUUUGUAUUAAUACUAAAUAACCUUCAAUUACUCACGUACUUGAACCAUAAUGAAGAUAAUUUGAUCCCUGGACAGGUACAGGUGUCUGCUAACAAUUUAUUUAUUUUUUUUUUUUUUGAGCCCAAACCAAACGUGAAAGGUAAAAUUUUGUUAAGUGUACAAGGAGUGCAUUUUUCCUAAAAUUUGGCCUUUGAACACCCUAUAUCAACAAUACCACUUGUUCACACAUUUCUUUGAGAAAAAGAAACAAUUAGAAACCAAAACAUGGGAAAAAUAGGGUCCACGUUGAAAAAUACCAAAGUUACCCUUUAAUAAUAGUAAUUGUAUAUUCAGAGAUGUGUGCAAUCAAUGUAAAAUAGCCUCAAAACUACCAACAUGCUGUAUUUCUAACUGAAAACAUUGUGCAGAACUGCAGAAAUAUGAAUGGUCUAAUGAUAAUGACGGUGUCGAGGUGUGGUUAGACCAUAUACUUUAUACUACACCUGUGAAUGGAAAUGCUAAAGCUGCACUGGGGACCUUUUCCAGCUUAACUAAAUGGUAGCAGAAUUACUCAAUUUGAGUAGUUGGACACUUUAUUACUGUUUUGUAUUUGUAUUUUUCACUUUGUUAACAUACCAUCAAGGUGGCGGUACUGUUAUGGCCACGUAUACUGUUGCAAUGAAUUAACAAUUUAAAAGUUUUGAUUGAUUGUAUUUUUUCUUUUUGCAUUUCUCUGCCACACCGGAGUGCCUUAUUUUGUCAUUAAAACUACGUUAAUAUGCAUAACUUUGUGAAGAACUUAUGUAAGGAAAAAAAUAUAAACAAAAACAAUAAAACACGUUAUCUCUGAAAAAGA
Messenger RNA from Sebastes umbrosus (honeycomb rockfish), 3414 nucleotides. RefSeq names its product nuclear factor 7, brain-like. Gene Ontology annotation, molecular function: protein binding; zinc ion binding. The transcript has 2 exons. Bases 635 to 2230 code for a protein of 531 amino acids. The record is from RefSeq and is a predicted model, not a curated record. Lineage: Eukaryota; Metazoa; Chordata; Actinopteri; Perciformes; Sebastidae.